CUCUCCUAAGCAUGAGGAGGAUGAUGCUUUCCUUCCUCUGCCUACUGAUGCACCUGCUUCAGGAUGAGACAACUUCGCUUUUAGUUUUGGAAAACCGAGAUCUGCAAGAGUCGAUUAAGCCACAGAAGGUAGAGUUCCAUUCGCUAAAUUUCAACACCACUUUGCAUUGGCAGCCUGGGUGGGCCAGAGAGGCGGGAGACGCGCUCUACUUUGUGCAGUAUAAAGUGUAUGGGCAGAGUACGUGGAAAAACAAAGAUGACUGCUGGGGGAUUUCAAGCCGUGUCUGUGACCUAACACAUGAGACCUCUGACAUCCAGGAGCCUUACUACAGCAGAGUGAGAGCAGCCUUGGCUGGUGUCUAUUCCAACUGGAGCCUCAGCUGCAGAUUCACUCCUUGGAGAGAAACUAUGAUAGGACCACCGAUGGUAACUGUGGUUCAUAGCAACAAAUCCAUAACAGUAAAGCUCCAGGCUCCACAAUCUCCUUACAAAAGGAAGAGAGGCAGCAAAAUACCAAUGACAAAUUAUUAUGAUCUGCUGUAUCAAGUCUUCAUAAUUAACAACUUCCUAGAUGAGCAACACAGGGUCCUGGUGUAUGAAGGGAAAGAGAAGAUUAUUAAAAUACAAGAUUUGAGUCCUGGAGUCAGCUACUGCAUCGUGGCUAAAAUGUACAUGCCAAUGCUGGACCACAGCAGUGCCUACAGCAGCAGGCAGUGUACUAUGCUGCACUGACAGGGCUGGCACCUCUGAGACAGGAUAAUAGUAGAAGAUGCCUUCCAUCACAGGUCUAGCGUAAAUCAACAUCUGCUGUCAAUGUCUGGAAUGCAUACUUGGAUACUUUUUAAACCAACCUUUGCUCCAUUAAAUUAUUUGAUUCAUUACAAUCAUUUUAUGAUGCAUGAAGAUCAAGGAU
Molecule: messenger RNA, 912 nt
Organism: Catharus ustulatus (Swainson's thrush)
Lineage: Eukaryota; Metazoa; Chordata; Aves; Passeriformes; Turdidae
Gene: IL22RA2
Product: interleukin 22 receptor subunit alpha 2
Exons: 6
Coding region: 12-731 (239 amino acids)
Molecular function (GO): protein binding; interleukin-22 receptor activity
Source: RefSeq, a predicted model, not a curated record